This is a messenger RNA of Seminavis robusta, 1179 nucleotides long. Lineage: Eukaryota; Bacillariophyta; Bacillariophyceae; Naviculales; Naviculaceae. The record is from the annotation of a GenBank genome assembly.
AUGUCAGGUGGCGGUGUCAUCGUGGCUCUGAACGGGGCCCUGCAAAAGCGUUUUGUGUUGCCAAGCGAAUCUCCCUUGGUGCCGGGCAAUGUGCAUCGCAUCAGUGAAGUUCAAGUUGGAAUUGGAGGCAAAGGGCAAGAUGUUGCGAUAGCCUUGUCAUGCCUCAGUUAUUCGAAAGAAAAGCUGAAGAUUGCUCAAUUCCUGGGGUUGGGUAAUGAGGGUGAUCUUGUGCAUGAAAUGCUGGAGGAUCGAGUCGGACAGGAAGCAAUGACCAUGACUGUGAGAACCGAAAGCAAGCUGAGAACGUGCACAUCUGUGGUUGCAUCAGACACAACCACCGAGCUCAUUGAACCCAGUGGAGCGAUUAAAGCUGAUGAAAUGAAAGAGUUGCUCUCCAAAAUUGAAAAAUUGGAAGGAAACUCGGCAGCAGCCAUUUGCAUAAUGGGGAGCAUGCCACCAGGCUGUGACGAUUCAACCUAUGCCAAUAUAUAUUCCAGAUGCGCCAACCCCAAUACUCUUUGCGUGAUUGACUCUGUGGCAGGAUUGGAACCAUUGAUCAAGGCAAUAGCUGAAAAAGACAAGCAAGGGCCGACAAUUUUCAAAGUGAAUGCUUCUGAAUUAUGCAAGUUGGCUGGAGUCAAGAAAAGCAACAAUGAAGUGGAUGGCAUCCAACAGGACGAACUCGUCGCUGCGGUUUCUGGGUUUCUGAAGAAAUAUGAGCCUCACGCCAUCGAGGCACUAUCAGCCAUUGCCAUUACCGACGGCAAGCACCCCGCCCAUAUGGCUAUAAUGAAAGGAAAGGAAAGUUUUGGACUCUAUCAACUCCCGGUCAAUGCCCUGCCCGAAGGGAAGACUCUCUUUCCCAUCGGUGCCGGUGAUGCAGUGGCUGCUGGAACAAUGGCUGCCUGGCAAUGUUUGUUGGAAAGUGACGCCGAGGAAAGUUGUUUGCAAACAGAUGUCAAAUCCAUGUUGGUAGAAUUCAAGAAGAACAUUGAGGCAGAGCAAUCCACAGAUGUGCCUACCAUGCUGUCGUCCUUUGGUUUUGGACUCGCAUGCGGAUCUGCAUCUUGUCUGCAAGAAGAAAACUCCGUUCUCGACAAAACAGACGUGCAAAGUCUCUUCCAAAAAGGAAAACCCGCAUUUCUAUCGAGCCAUUCUCUGCAAGGUGUGGUCGCAUAG